UCUCUUCUCAUCCCGCCGCCGCUUCCAAAGCUUAUAAGCUGAUGGAUUUGGCAUGAAUUGCUAAAAUUUCACUGGCAAAUUUCCUUCCAAAGGCAGUAAAACUGUAUAACACAUUGGAUAACUUAGCCUCUUGGUUUAUGUUCUGUAUAUGCGGCAUCAUUUCCUAGCUGUUUGUUUUCUUUCUCGAUACAUAGAUAGCCUGUUAAUGCAUACUACUCUGAUAUAAUCUGGAAAAUGCACCAAGCUCAAUUUGCGUGGGGUUAACGACAGAGAUAAUUGUGGGGAAUGGGAGGCUGCUGUUGUUCUUCCAGGAAACCUCUUCUGCAUGGGACACCUGUGUAUUACUAUUAUCCACCAGCUUUGGAAGAGAAUGAGUCUUUAACACCUCACGAAGGAUCAGCCUCUGCAUUGGCUGCAAGGUUCCUGGUUAACUUGCAUUUAGAAGUACCUGACACCUUUAGGCCACCUCCAGCACCUUUGCCAUAUGAUGUGGUCUCGGGAUGUCCGCAAUCAACCGAUUCAGAGCCCUUCAUAGAAACUCUGAGUAGAGGCAGUCUCGAGACUCUGGGAACUUGUGAAGAUCUUGAGGAAUCAGGCUGCAAAACACAGUCUGGUUUGCUUUUUUCACCAAGAAAACCAGAAGUCUCAAAAUUAACCAAAUCUAAGGAAUCAACGACAGAGGAAGAGGAUGCUUGUCCUAUUUGUCUUGAAGAGUAUGACACAGAGAAUCCAAAACUUAUUACAAAAUGUGAACAUCAUUAUCACCUCUCAUGCGUUUUGGAGUGGAUGGAAAGAAGUGACACCUGCCCUAUGUGUGAUCAGGAAAUGAUAUUUGACCAGACUUUUGAUCAAUAACGCCCAGCAUGCUGCAGAUACAUGUUAGUUUUUGGUUCUGCAGCAGGUCAGAUGGUGUGCCUACAAGAUUGAAAAUUACCAAAUUUCUAGUUAUAUAAAAUGAUACAUGUAUUCAGGCUGUCAAAUCUUUUCACCAAUCAUUCAAGUGUAUGACUUCUGAGAGUAAAGAACCAAGUUGACACAAUAUGUUAAAGCAUCACUUUUGCAGUUAAAUAUUCUGUCGUCGGUUUUCAGAUUAGUGGGGAAGAUGGCAUAAACCGUAAGUCACUGGAGGGGAUCAGAUUCGGAUUGGACGAGCCUUAUUAUGUAGAACGGGAAGAUACUUGGCAGCCUGCC
Molecule: messenger RNA, 1191 nt
Organism: Hibiscus syriacus
Lineage: Eukaryota; Viridiplantae; Streptophyta; Magnoliopsida; Malvales; Malvaceae
Product: probable E3 ubiquitin-protein ligase RHB1A
Exons: 6
Coding region: 286-855 (189 amino acids)
Molecular function (GO): ubiquitin-protein transferase activity
Source: RefSeq, a predicted model, not a curated record